Eupeodes corollae is the source of this 3059-nucleotide messenger RNA. It is a transcript of the gene Bili, whose product is annotated as FERM domain-containing protein 8. Gene Ontology annotation, cellular component: plasma membrane; cytoskeleton. Lineage: Eukaryota; Metazoa; Arthropoda; Insecta; Diptera; Syrphidae. Bases 19 to 1206 code for a protein of 395 amino acids. Gene Ontology annotation, biological process: negative regulation of canonical Wnt signaling pathway. The record is from RefSeq and is a predicted model, not a curated record. The transcript is spliced from 7 exons.
CCCACAUGCGUGUACCUAAUGUCACGCAUCGCUGUACAUAUGGAAAUCGAAGGAACGGCCCAGUGUCCAUCGCAAGUGAUGCUGGCUGCUGCUCUGGGCUGUGAAGAAUUAGGAAUAGCUAAUAAAUUACUAGCGCAAAGUAUAUUUGGUCUUUGGAUGACCAGCGCACUUUUAGAAAUCCAAUUGAAAUCCCAUCAUCGACCUUAUGUAGUUAGAAUAGCGUGGCAAAGUCUGCUCGAUAAAUUCAGCCAUGGCAAUCCAAUUGAAAAGAAAUACGACGAACCAAUGAUAAUGCUCAAACGGAACGUGUUCUUUUCAAAAAAGGAUGAAGAAAAAAUCAAAGACCAUCGGAUAUUGGAACUACUGUACGAGGAGGCGAAACACAAUGUGCUAACAGGUCGAUAUAUCAUGGAGCCUGUGCAUUCGGUCAUGCUUGGCGGAAUACAGGCUCGGAUAGAAUUGGGUCCCUACAAUUCGCACACCCACACAAUCAGUUAUUUUAGAGAGAAUCAAUCACGAUUUCUGCCACAACACGUUGCCAAAAACUCCAGUUGGUCCUGGUUGCCAGUUAGUCGUAAGAAUUCGGCGGAAGUCAAACUUUUAGAACAAUAUAAGCGAGUGCCACAGACAGCAACGACGAGGAAACUCAUGAGGAAAUACUUGGAAUUUUGUUGGGCGCUUCCUUUCUACGGUGCGGCAUUUUUUCAUGGUCAAGUGGAGCAGCCAGUUCGUGGUCUUAUGAGCUUAGUGAAUCACAAGGAUGUUUCAGUGAUUGUUGCGAUAAACGAGCGUGGUAUUUUCAUCAUUGAUCCGGUGGAAUACACACUGUUGCUGGGCUUAAGAUAUGAAGACUUAUCCUGGGAUUUUGCCAAACCAAGUGCGAGUGAUGAUCCCGAAUGCCAGACGUGUAUAUUUCUACAGUUCGAUGCGGUGGAAAACGGAAUCCAAAUAUCAAAACUGAUGCAAAUAUUCUCAAGACAAGCGGCUAUGAUGGAUGCCUUAAUUGCUCAUUUUGCGGAACAAAUGAGACGACGACGAGAAGGUGGUGAUGGAAAUGUUACAGAGCAUAUCCAUGAUGAACCAAAUCCAAUUCAAAACAAUGGAAAUGGGGUUCUGUGCAAUAAAUUAUCCCGCCUGACAUUAGCAACAUUCGAUGAUGAAGGACGUUGUAUUGGACAAAUGGGAUCAUUAUCAAUAAGUUAUUAACAUUAGUUUGUUUAGGUAAAAAAUUUGUUUUUGUUAUUUUGUUUUUUAUUAUUAUUAUUAUUAUCAUAUACAAAAUAGUUGUUAUAAAUUAUUAUUAUUAUUAUUAAAAAUAAAUAAAACAAAAUAUCAUACUUCUGUAUAUCUUUUUUGGAAAAAAAUAAAAAAUACAACAAAAACCAACAAAUUCUUUUUUAUACGGGUAUGAUUGAUUUUUUGUCUGAAACUACUUUAUACGAAAACAAAACUUAUAAGAAAAUAAAACAAAUUCAGUUGUAUUUAUAAUCUUAUGUCUGUAAAAAAUUAAUUAAAAAUUUAAAUUAAACAAAAGAGAGUUAAACUUAAAACAAAAAAACUAAGCAAUGGAAAGAAGGAUUACUUUUUUAAAAAAAAGUAAAAAUGUGAUGAAGCUCACUUGAAAUACCAACGAAACAAAAAUAAAAUAUGUAUGAAAACCAAAAACAAAAAUGUAAAGAAAAGUUGUAUAGUUAAAAAUAGGAUUUUAUGUAAUAAAUAAAAAAUAAACAACAUUACAAAAUUUAUAAUAUCACUUAUUUAUUUAUUUUUGUCAUAAUUUGAGAAAAAAGAAGAAAAUAUAUUUUGUUUUUAUCUUGAAGAUAAGUUAUUAUAAUUUUUUUUUUAAAUAAAUUGUAAAUUUAAAUCCAAGCCAAUCUUUAACUCUUCCAAAACAAUCAUUACGACCUUAGACUACAGUUUUGUUUAAUUAUUUAUUAUCUUAAUUAAUUCAUAUUUUUUUUUAAUUUUAUUUACUAAACCUUAUAAAUUAGAUUAUUUUUCAAAAUAUAUUUUAACCAUUACAUUUAAAUCCGAUGACACUUGGACAAAAGCUUCACGUUUUUUACCACACAAAAGCAUAUUUGAAAAAAUAAAAAUAUUUAUAAAAAGUAAAUCAAAGUGAAUAAAGCCUUCCGACUGACUGGUUAAAAAAAACAAAAAGAAAUUAAUAUUCCAAUUGAAGGAAAUAUUUGUAAAAAUGUAAAAUUUUAAAAUAGAAUAAUUAAUUUAAAUAUUUAAAAUAAUUUAAAAACAAAAACAUGAAGCAUUAAUAAUAUUAUACACUUCGUACUUGUACCACCACGUGAUUUCAUAAUUAACAAACAAGAAAUGAAACCAAAAAGAUUAAUAGUUAUAUGAGAAGAAAAACAAAAAUAAAUAAGGAAAAAUUCCCAUCCCCCCUCCCCACAAAAAUGAAACCAAAACAUGUACCACUACAAAAGUAAACAAAUACAUUACCAAAACACACACACACAUACAUACACAAAUACCAAGAUAUAUACAUAAAAAUAUAAAUAAAAAGUGAAUCAAUAAAAUUUUAAAUUUAAGUAUAAAUAAAUGAAAUAUUUAAAAAAUAAAAAAAAUUAAAUUAAUGACGAAACGGUAAAACUUAAAUAUUAUUAAUUAAUAUUAUUAUUAAAAAUAAGGAUAUUCGCAUAUUGUAAAAAAAACAAAACCUUAAUGAUAAAACAAGUAUUUAGGUAUUAUUAUUUUAUCAUAUAAUAAAUUAAUUAUAUAUAAAAAAAAUAAAAAUAUUAAAAAGAAGGAAAAAUAAUUGUUUUCUCGUAUUUAAUAUAAAACAAACCAAAAAACAAAACAACAACAAGCAAAAUUGAUAAAUAAGGUAACAAAAUCAGAGUACGCAUAUUAUAAGCUGAAAAGAAUGAAUUAAAAAAAUAUUAAUAAUUUUUCGGAAAACUUAUAUAUUGAACAAAAUAAAAAAUGUAAGAAAUAUAAAAAAAAUUAAAAUUUAAACAAAAAAAACAGACUAAGGAGAAAAAAGUGCGUAUAUAAAAAUACAUAUUUUAAAAUAAAUACAUUUUUUCAAUAAAAAACAAACA